This is a messenger RNA of Penaeus monodon (black tiger shrimp), 1723 nucleotides long. RefSeq names its product galactosylgalactosylxylosylprotein 3-beta-glucuronosyltransferase P-like. Gene Ontology annotation, molecular function: galactosylgalactosylxylosylprotein 3-beta-glucuronosyltransferase activity. Gene Ontology annotation, biological process: carbohydrate metabolic process; chondroitin sulfate proteoglycan biosynthetic process. The record is from RefSeq and is a predicted model, not a curated record. NCBI's taxonomy places the organism in Eukaryota, Metazoa, Arthropoda, Malacostraca, Decapoda, Penaeidae. Gene Ontology annotation, cellular component: Golgi membrane.
GAAUGGUGGCCCUCUUCCGCACAGUGGUGGGCGUGAGCAUCGUAAGCGGCCUGCUAGUAGUCUUGCUGUGGUCGGAGCAGCAGGUGGGCGUGAAGACCCCCGCCCACACCCACUUCCACGCCCACGCGAGAGGCAUUCCGGACUCUUCGCUGGCGGAGGGAGAGGGCGGCCCUGAAGAGGAAGAAUUCGAGACCGUGACGGAGCGCCUGGAGCCCCGCCUCCCGGCCUUUCCCAGCAACGAGCACACGCCCAUCAACAGCACCGUGACCUUCACCACGAAGAGGAGGGCGUCCAUCUCCUUCAGGAGCGCCACAGGUUUUCCUCCAGUGGUCGAGAGAGGCUCUGGAAUCUCCUCUUCCUCAUCCUCAUUCUCGUUGUCAUCCUCGCCGUCCUCCUCCUCCAGCUCCACGCCGUCCUCGAACCACAGCGGCGACUCCUCCGAGGCCAAACUUGUGUUCACGAUCGAGCAGGAGCCGUCGAGCGGGAGCGGCGCCGGGAGCGACGGGGCCUCGGGCGCCUCCGCGGGGCCCUUUUCCCCGAAGAUCUAUGUCAUCACGCCCACGUACCGACGCCCGGAGCAGGUGGCCGAGCUCACGCGGUUGUCUCAGACGUUGAUGCUGGUUCCGAACCUGCACUGGCUCGUCGCCGAAGACGCCGUGGCGCCCACCAGACAAGUCCUUGCCUUCCUGGACUCCUGCAGCGUGCCGCACACCUAUCUCUUGGGAAGGGCGUCAAGGCGGUACAAGGGCGCGAGCAAACCCAGGGGCGUGAGCAACCGCAACGCAGGACUCAAGUGGUUGAAGGCGCACGCUUCCGAGGGCGUCAUUUACUUCGCCGACGACGACAACACCUACGACUACAGGAUCUUCCAGGAGAUCCGCGUGACGCGGCGGGUGUCCAUGUUCCCGGUGGGCCUGGUGACUCGCCUUGGUGUCUCCUCGCCUAUCGUCGCCGAGGGCAAGGUCAUCGGCUUCUACGACGGCUGGAUCGCCGGCCGCAGGUUCCCCGUGGACAUGGCGGGCUUCGCCGUCAACCUCAAAUUUUAUCUUGAGAGGAACGCGCCCCUGAUGCCUUACAGCGUGGGGUUUGAAGAGGACGGCUUCCUGAAGGCACUCAACUUCAGCCCCGGCGACAUCGAGCCGCUGGCCGACAACUGCACCAAGAUCAUGGUGUGGCAUACGCGGACGGUCAAGAGCCUGCCAGCCGUCAAGAUGCCAGACUCAGACAAGGUCCUGAAGACCAACCUUCGGCGCCUCAGGAGUCAGAUGGUUUUCCAGAUGCCUUUCGGGAUUUCCUAGAGCCGAGUCAGUCGGGGUGAAGCACCUGCGUUUAUAGCAAUGUCUAUCUGUUCGUCGUCCUGACUGGUUAUUGUUCACCUUCUGUUUGUAAUCGUUACGAGUGGUUAUUCCCCCAUUUUAUUCGUCAUUAUCAUUAUUCACUUACUACUUGUAUUUAUUAUUCGCCUUUUAUUCGUUAUUGUUAUUGUUGCUUAUUUGCUUUUUUUAUUGGUUAUUAGGUUAUCAAUAGUUAUUCACUGUAUAUGUUAAUUAUUCAUAUUAUUCAUUCUGUUAUUUCAUUGUCAUUAUUUAUUUUAUUUUUAUGCGAUCAUUUGAUUUUAUUAAUGCUAUUUGUUUUCAAGUUCGGUUCCUCUUAACGUCUUUUGUUUCUUGAAUUAUCUAUUACUUUGUUCAUUUACCUAUUCAAGGAAAAUUUGACAAUUUUU